This is a messenger RNA of Salvelinus fontinalis (brook trout), 2034 nucleotides long. RefSeq names its product phosphatidylcholine-sterol acyltransferase-like. Gene Ontology annotation, biological process: lipid metabolic process. The coding region runs from base 93 to 1460 and encodes 455 amino acids. The transcript has 7 exons. Gene Ontology annotation, molecular function: phosphatidylcholine-sterol O-acyltransferase activity. The record is from RefSeq and is a predicted model, not a curated record. NCBI's taxonomy places the organism in Eukaryota, Metazoa, Chordata, Actinopteri, Salmoniformes, Salmonidae.
CAUUUUCAUAUACAUGCAGGAUUAAUAGACCAGUUCACCUCUUGACCCAGUGAGACAAGACAGCACUGAGCUUUAGGAAAGAUUUGGACAUAAUGGGAUACGCAUACUGCUGUACCGUGCUCGUUAUAGGAUACCUUGCGCUACAUCAAUCUACUGGAUUUUGGCUCUUCGAUGUGGUCUUCCCACCAAGUGUCAAACUUCAAAGCAAAGUGGCAAACAAUAGCACUCCGCCGGUUCUUAUAGUGCCAGGGAACCUAGGCAACCAACUUGAGGCCAAGAUUGACAAGCCAAGCCUUGUGCAUUGGAUGUGCUACAAAAAGACUGAUGACUUUUUCACACUCUGGAUUGACCUAAAUAUGUUCAUGCCAAUUGGGAUUGACUGUUGGAUUGAUAAUAUAAGAAUUGUAUACAACAGGACAACUGGCAAGACCUCCAAUUCUGCAGGGGUGACAGUGAGAGUACCUGGUUUUGGACAAACAUAUAGUGUUGAGUUCUUGGACACCAACAAGCUGGCAGGUUAUUUUCAUACUAUGGUUAAUCAUUUGGUCAACAUUGGAUAUGUCCGCAAUGAGACCAUCCGAGCAGCACCAUACGACUGGAGGAUAGCUCCAAAUGAGCAGGAUGAAUACUUUGCACGGCUGAAGAAGCUGGUUGAGGAUAUGUAUGAGGAGUAUCAACAACCUAUUUACCUCCUGGGACACAGCAUGGGAAGCAAUUAUGUCCUCUACUUCUUAUAUCAGCAGACCCAGGCUUGGAAAGACCAGUACAUCAAAGGCUUCAUUUCACUCGGUGCACCCUGGGGUGGGGCAGUCAAGCCCCUCCGAGUGCUAGCAUCAGGUGAAAAUGAUGGCAUCCCAAUGGUGUCUAACAUCAAGAUCCGGGAGGAGCAACGAAUGACCACCACAAACCCCUGGAUGCUUCCAUUCGAAGAGGCAUGGCCUGCAGACCACGCCUUCAUCUCCACACCCUCAUUCAACUAUACCCACCAGGACUACCAACGCUUCUUCAAAGAUAUCGACUUUGAGGAUGGCUGGUUCAUGUGGGAAGACACCAGAAACCUGACUGCAGGUCUGCCCCCUCCUGGUGUUGAGAUAUACUGCUUCUAUGGUGUGGGGCUGCCUACACCAGUUACCUAUAUUUAUGAUGACCAGUUCCCAAAUGUAGACCCUAUAGACUAUGUGUAUGCUGAUGGGGAUGAUACAGUGGAUAGUCUUAGCAUGGGUCAAUGUAAGCGCUGGAUAGGGAAGCAAGCGCAACCUGUCCAUGUCAAGGAAUUCACGGCCAUGCCCCACUUGGAAAUAGUAUUCAAUAGCAAGGUGGUCAACGUGGUCCAGAGUAUCCUGGAAGGAAGAUAUGAGGAAGAGGAUUAUGAAUUCCAUGAGACUGAUGAACUUCCUGUUGAUCCCACUGUCAUGAAAUACCGGCCCCUGUUGGAUCAGCCUCCCAAAUCGACACUGUAAGAUGGUGCAUGGGAUGGCCCUCCCACCUACACUGUAGAGUACCAUUACAAACUCUUAAAUCUCCAUAAUAGUAGAGAAAGAGAUACACCUUUAGUGAGGUGUACUAGAGUCGACGGCAAUAGAGUUCCUAUAUCAUGUGUAUAUAAAUUAGCAUUUUUAAAUGUGCGUGGCUGACUGCAUUUUCCUGACAGGAUGCAUGAGGAUAUCUCGUACAAUGAUGCUGAUGUCAGCCCCAGAGUAGCCUUCUUUUUGUCAAGCUUACGCAAGUCACCGUAACAGGCUCCUCUGGGAGAGAGAUGUAGAUACGCUUCUCAAUCCUGAGUGUGACAUAAUGCACUGAUUACAAUGCUUGAUAUGGACUUUAUUGUAUCCAUUAGAAAAUAAUUUCUGGUUGAACAGUACAAAACACUUCCCAUUUAAUAUCUACAGUGCCUUCAAAGUAUUCACACCCCUUUUACUUUUUCCACAUUUUGUUGUAUUACAGCCUGAAUUUAAAAAGUAUAACAUUGUUCCACUUUGACAAUGUUUUUCAAAAAUGUUUACUAAUUAAUAAAAAAAUAAAUGUCUUGAGUCA